AUGGAUGAUGAUGCUUAUGAUGAAGAUGAUGAUGAUGUGGAUAAUGAUGAUGAUUUGGAUGAUGAUGAUCAAGAUGAUUUGGAUAAUGUUGAUGAUGUUUUGGAUGAUGAUGAUGAAUUGGAUGAUGAUGAUUCCGUUGAUGUUGAUGUUUUUGGAAAUUUAGAUGAUGAUGAUGAUGAUUUUGAUGAUCAUGAUGAUUUGAAUAAUGUUGAUGAUAUUUUGGAUGAUGAUGAUGAUGAUUUGUAUGAUGAUGUUGAUGUUGAUGUUGUUGGUGAUGAUGAUAUCGAUGAUGAUGAAGAUGAUUAUAAUUGUUUGUAUGAUGAUGAUUUGGAUGAUGAUAAUGUUGAUGAUAAAUUGGAUGAUGUUGAUGAAGAUGUUGUUGAAGGUGACGAUGAUGUUGAUGAUGAUCAUGAUGAUCAUGAUGAUAGUUAUGAUAAAGAAUAUUUAAAUGAUGAUGAUGAUUUGGAUGAUGAUGAUGUUGAUGUUAAUUUGGAUGAUGAUGAUGAUGAUUUCGAUGACGAUUAUGAUGAAGAUGAUGAUGAUGAUGUGGAUGAUGAUGUUGAUGUUGAUGAUGAUGUGGAUGAUGAUGUUGUUGAUGAUGAUGUGGAUGAUGAUGUUGAUGUUGAUGAUGAUGAUUUGUAUGAUGAUGAUGUUGAUGAUAAUUUUGAUUAUGAUGAAUAUUUGGAGGAUAAUGAUGAUUUCGAUGAUGAUGAUGAUUUGGAUGAUGAUGAUGAUGAUAAUGUGGAUGAUGAUGAUGUUGAUUUGGAUGAUGAUGAUUAUGAAGAAGAUGAUGUUGAUGUUGAUGAUGAUAUUGAUUUAGAUGUUGAUGAUGAUUUCGAUGAUGAUGAUGAUGUGGAUGAUGAUGAAGAUUUGGAUGAUAAUGAUUAUUCGGAUGAUGAUGAUGCUGAUGAUUCGGAUAAUGAUGAUGUUGAUGAUGAUUUGGAUCAUGCUGAUGAUGAUGAUGAUGUCGAUAAUGAUGAUUUCGAUGAUGAUGAUGAUUUGGAUGAUGAUGAUGAUGAUAAUGUGGAUGAUGAUGAUGAUGAUGAUGAUUUGGAUGAUGAUGAUGAUGUUGAUUUGGAUGAUGAUGAUUAUGAAGAAGAUGAUGUUGAUGUUGAUGAUGAUAUUGAUUUAGAUGAUGAUGAUGGUUUCGAUGAUGAUGAUGAUGUGGAUGAUGAUGAAGAUUUGGAUGAUAAUGAUUAUUUGGAUGAUGAUGAUGCUGAUGAUUCGGAUAAUGUUGAUAUUGAUGAUGAUUUGGAUCAAGCUCAUGAUGAUGAUGAUAACGUAGAUGAUCAUGAUGAUUUAAAUGAUUUUGAUAAUUUGGAUGAUUAUGAUUUGUAUGAUGAUGAUAAUGAUUCGUAUGAUGAUGAUGAUGAUGAUUUGGAUGAUUAUGAUGAUGAUUUGGAUGAUGAUGAUGAUUUGAAUGAUUAUGAUGAUUUGGAUGAUUGUGAUUUGUAUGAUGAUGAUGUUGAUGAUAAUUUUGAUUAUGAUGAAUAUUUGGAUGAUAAUGAUGAUUUCGAUGAUGAUGAUGAUUUGGAUGAUGAUGAUGAUGAUGAUAAUGUGGAUGAUGAUGAUGAUGUUGAUUUGGAUGAUGAUGAUGAUGAUUUGGAUGAUGAUGAUGAUGAUGAAGAUGAUGAUGAUGAUUUGGAUGAUGAUGAUGACGAUGAUGAUGAUGAUUUGGAUGAUGAUGAUUUGAAUGAUUAUGAUGAUUUGGAUGAUUAA
This is a messenger RNA of Schistosoma rodhaini, 1719 nucleotides long. The record is from the annotation of a GenBank genome assembly. Lineage: Eukaryota; Metazoa; Platyhelminthes; Trematoda; Strigeidida; Schistosomatidae.